Nicotiana tabacum (common tobacco) is the source of this 417-nucleotide messenger RNA. RefSeq names its product E3 ubiquitin-protein ligase ATL23-like. The record is from RefSeq and is a predicted model, not a curated record. NCBI's taxonomy places the organism in Eukaryota, Viridiplantae, Streptophyta, Magnoliopsida, Solanales, Solanaceae.
AUGGCUGUCUCUUUGUACCUACUGUUUUGUUUACCUUUCGUCUUCAUGGCUUUCCUCUUCUUCUUCUACCUCUACGUAGUUUCAAGAACAACUAGUAGGGACCACCCUUCUCGGCCUGUUAAAUCCGCCCAGAAAGACGGACUCUCUGAUGUGCAGCUUGAAAAACUCCCUAAGUUCACUGGAAAAGAUUUGAGUUCUGGCAAUGAUUGUGCAAUUUGCUUGGAUGUGAUUGAAAAUGAGGAACUUGCAAGGUUGGUUCCUGGUUGCAACCAUGGAUUCCACCUAGAAUGUCUUGAUCUUUGGCUGUCCAAGCAGCCAUUUUGUCCUGUUUGUAGACACAAGAUUCAGCCUGAGUUGUUCAGUUAUGAUGAAAGUAAUUCAGUAUCUGUGCUGGUAGAAGAUAGCAGUAUAGCUGAG